GAGAAAGCUCCACAGACACGGACUGCAUUCUUAGGACAUGGGUAUUCACGGAUCCAAGCAUCAGAAACAAGCACAAGUCCUGAUGCUGGGCCUGGAUGGAUCAGGAAAGACCACGCUGCUUUACAAGCUGAAGUACAAUGAGAGCGUGGUGACAGUGCCGACUGUGGGUUUCAAUGUGGAGACACUGGAGACGGACAGGAGCAGCCCGGCACUGAUUGUGUGGGAUGUCGGGGGCCAGAAGAAGAUGAGGCCCCACUGGAGGCAUCACUAUACCGACACAGCUGGAGUGGUGUUUGUGGUGGAUAGCAGGGACCUGAAACGGUUGGACGAGGCCCGCAAGGAACUCCAUCGGGUGCUGAGGUACGAGAGUCUCAGGGAGGUUCCUCUCUUGGUCCUCGCCAACAAACAGGACCUACCUGGAGCUCUGAGCCCAGAGGAGCUUUCCCUGAAACUUGAUUUGAGAAAAGUGUGCGAAGGCAGGGCCUGGUACAUCCAGCCGUGCUCGGCCACAACUGGGAUGGGACUCGAGGAAGGUUUCAGGAGGAUAGUGUAUCUCAUGAAGACCCCACUGAAACGGACUCAAGAGGACAUUAAGGUGAAGAUGAGGUCUAAAGGCUUCAGUGUCACGGCUAUGAAACAAGCCUUGCUCUGUGGCAGCUGAUGGAUGAAGACUUUCUUUAGUUUUAUUCAUGCGCCGUGCAGGAUUUCCCCCUGCCUGCCUCUGCAACACAUCACCGAACGGCCUAACUGAGUCACAGUCAGAGUGCAAUAGUCAGAGAUAAGAAUGCGUAUCACACGGAGGGCAGAGUAUCCUCAGACUGUGACUGCAGACCACUAGUAUUCUGUGAAAAAUUUUGGAUUAGCAGAUUAUGGGAAAACAGUUUCAUGGUGUCAUAGGCAAAAAUUUAGCCUGAUAAUACAUAAAAAAGCUGAUAGCAGUUGGUGGUUGUGCAAGUUUUCUCGGCU
Messenger RNA from Pelmatolapia mariae (spotted tilapia), 966 nucleotides. Its product is annotated as ADP-ribosylation factor 6-like. Gene Ontology annotation, cellular component: plasma membrane; cytoplasm. Gene Ontology annotation, biological process: vesicle-mediated transport; intracellular protein transport. Bases 38 to 661 code for a protein of 207 amino acids. The record is from RefSeq and is a predicted model, not a curated record. The transcript has 2 exons. Gene Ontology annotation, molecular function: GTP binding; GTPase activity. NCBI's taxonomy places the organism in Eukaryota, Metazoa, Chordata, Actinopteri, Cichliformes, Cichlidae.